CAAGAGAACUCUCAAAAGCGCUAUCAGCAGAUGGGCUGAGAGUGCCUAGAAAGCUCUGCUUUGUUGCCAGCACCAGUGCACUAAGAAUAGCUGAUGCCAAAUCCGCCACCCAUUCUUUCUGUGUUUCAGAAUUACCAGGUGGUUAGACCAGGGGAAAACCAGACUUGCUGAACUGUGAUCAAGAAGACUUCCACUGGCUUUUUCAGAGAGUAUGGGAAGUUCUUGGCCUUGGUUUGAAGACGUCACUUUCUUUUGCUUCACACUUCACAGGUCCUUCCUCCUGGGGCUCAGGUGUGCCCAAGGACUCCAGGUGCACGUGGGGAGUGCAAGCCCUGCUCUUCACAUGUGGAUCCACACAGGCUGCAGACUGUGUGACCCUGUGUGAGCAAAGCCACCCUCAGGGACCCAUGUGCAUCAUCUUCUUUAAGUUUGAUCCCCGCCCUGUUUCCAAAAAUGCAUACAGGCUCAUCCUGGCAGCCAACAGGGAUGAAUUCUACCACAGACCAUCCAAGGUAGCUGACUUCUGGGGUGACAACAAUGAGAUCCUCAGCGGUGAACUUGUGGCCCAGUUUCUGACCACAGACAUGGACAGUUUUUCCUACUUGAAGAAGGUUUCUACAGAGGGUCACCUGUACAAUGGCUUCAACCUCUUAGCAGCUGACCUGAGCACAGAGAAGGGCGAUGUCAUCUGCUACUAUGGAAACCAGGGGGAGCCUGAACCCGUUGUCCUGGCACCAGGGACAUACGGGCUGAGCAAUGCACUACUGGAGACGCCUUGGAGAAAGCUGUGCUUUGGGAAGCAGCUCUUCCUGGAGGCUGUGGAGCGGAGCCAGGCGCUUCCUAAGGAUGUCCUCAUCACCCAGCUUCUGGAUGUGCUCAACAACGAGGAGGCGCAGUUGCCAGACCCGGCCAUCGAGGACCAGGGCAAGGAGUAUGUACAGCCCAUUCUGAGCAAGUACUCGGCUGUGUGCGUGCGUUGCCCAGGCUACGGAACCAGAACCAACACGGUCAUCCUCGUGGACGUGGAUGGGCACGUGACUUUCACAGAGCGCAGCAUGCUAGAUAAGGACCCUUCCCGCUGGGAGACCAGCACCCAUGAGUUUAGGCUGCAGAGCUAAGUCCUACCCCUGGGUGUGGCCAGCAGGCUCCUGUAAGGCCCUGUCUUGAGGGCUGGAUGGGAACUUUUCAUAGCACAGGCACUGCCUGUGUGUGACUCGGCCAGUAUCCCUCAGAACCAGGGCCUUCUGAUUUGUGUGUGAUCUGUCUGUGUCCUUGUAUCCAGCUUGAGGUCCACCCUUAUGCCAGUGGGAGUGACAGAGUCCCACAGCCAGGUCAGGGGCAGGUCCAGGUGUGCUGUGCAUGUGUGAAUGCACCUGGCCCUGCCCCCUGCCCACGCAUAGAGACACACACACAAGGCAUAUGCUUACAAACAUGCCUACAGGUGCACAGGCACACAUGUACACCCAUAGGGUACACACACAGAGGCACACAGAGUCACAAGCACAGGCAAUUAUAUGCGCACACAUGCAGGAAUACACAUUUUCCCAGGCAUACACACACAUGCUUAUGCCAGAUAGGCAGAGGUGUGCCUCUCACACCCACACACACUUCUGGCCAGUGGGUCUUUGCUUUGAUCAAAACAACAGGAUAGAUCUUUGUUUAAAAGUGUCCCCUUUUCUCCUGGACAUAGUCCAGUUCCUGACAGCCAGACCUCCACUUGGAGGAGAGACAGACCACAUUUGGAAUAAGGAAUGAGGAAGAACCAAGAAAAACCUAUUCUCAUAACAGAAGCACAGUCUGGUUGGUGGAUCUAGUGGUUCUGUGUGCAUGGCACUGUCUUGUGUGUGCUGGGUACCUCAGCAGAUUGUGAGGCCCUGCCUGCCCACUGGUCGUGGGUUCUGGGCAGGCCCAUCUCAGCCAGGGGACACAGCUGGCCCUUGCCCAUCCCUUCUCCCUGGGGAACCAAAUUUCACAGGAAUCUGUACUUGAACUUGAGAUGUUGAUAAUAAAACUCUGAGGUUGUGGUGAGUCCAUGCAGUCCAGGCUCUUAACUUGUGUGAUGGGGACAGAUGGAGCUGUUGUGUGCGAGGGGUUGGGGGCUGCUUUCCCAGCCUGCGGUAACUCUCAUGGCAUAGAUACUGGUACAAGACUUUCCACUUUUUUCUUUGCUCACAGUAUCCUGAGUGCUAUGGGGGUCCUUGGGCAGAGGCUGGGGUGCGAGAGAACCUGUGUAUAGGACAGAGUAGGUGCUGAGCUGAGCUGAGGAGCCAGGGAUUUAUGCAGGUUCAGAGCCCUUGAGAACCCCCUGAGGGAGUAGUGUGGUCAGACAUGCACAGGUGACAGGGUGGGUUUCAGAUUAAGAGGGUAAUGAAGUCUGUCUCAACCCAAGGACUGGGGUUUUGGGCAAGCUCUUGGGAGUUCUUGUCCCCAUCUGGGGCUAAGCAUAAGGGGGUCCUGUAUGUCCAGUUCCAUGACCCAGGCUUCCUUCUGCCUCUAUAGCUGACCCCCAACUUGGCCUUCUCAGAGAAAUGAGAGCUGGAGAUGGGGUGUGGACCUGUGUCAGGCCCAACUUGCCUGCUCAUCCCUCCUUCCUCCC
This is a messenger RNA of Molossus molossus (Pallas's mastiff bat), 2596 nucleotides long. It is a transcript of the gene TANGO2, whose product is annotated as transport and golgi organization 2 homolog. NCBI's taxonomy places the organism in Eukaryota, Metazoa, Chordata, Mammalia, Chiroptera, Molossidae. The transcript is spliced from 8 exons. The record is from RefSeq and is a predicted model, not a curated record. Gene Ontology annotation, cellular component: Golgi apparatus. Bases 408 to 1118 code for a protein of 236 amino acids. Gene Ontology annotation, biological process: Golgi organization; protein secretion.